AUGGCUGCUAAUACAACGUCAAUACCAUCUCUACACCGACCACCCGUACCCCCAGAACUCAUCUGCCUCAAUUACAAUGGUACCCAUUCCAUGGGCAGCCACUUCACCUUAGACUAUACCCUAGCUGAUACGACCAAAGUCGUUGCUGGUAGCUUGUCCUUUCUUCUUGUGCUACCCUUCGUCCUAUUCGAAGUCCGAUGUUUCCCGAUCGGUACCACGACCUCCGUCCUCACUGGUGCAGCUUUAAUGGUUAUUACCACAGUCUUGACGCAACAGGAUGUCUACCAUCUUCUUGGGGAAACAGAGAAUCUCAGGACGAUCUUUUUGCUACUGGGAAUGAUGUUGCUGGCCCAGUUCUUUGAAAGAGAGAAAAUGAUUGGAAAGAUUUUAAAAAUGGUACUAAAAGAAUCCCAUUCCUUUGCGAACUACAUCUGGAGAGUGAGCUUGGUCACGUUCAUCUUCGCAGCUUUGUUCACAAACGACGCAGCCUGUGUUGUCCUUACCCCAAUCUUCUUGAAGUAUUGGGAAAAGCAGAAACGAAAGUCUUCUGAGCUGCAGACAAUGUUGUUGGCCAUCGCCACGUCUGCUAACAUUGGUAGCGUCACAACUAUUUUUGGAAAUCCACAAAUGGCCCUGAUUGCUUCUAGAACUGAUGUUCCAAUGUUCAAACUCAGCACCCUGACUUUAGUUAGAAGUAUCGUUUAUCUGGGUAUACCUGCCAUCAUUGCCUUCUUCAUUAACUUAGGAUUCUUGCUACUCCAUUACGAAGUCCGAACUAGAUUGAAGAUGAGAAAAUAUGGAACCGUCAGCUCGUUCAGUAAACGCGGAUCCGGUGAGGAUCAGAUUACAUCCAAUGGUCAAACUACUGGUGAGGAAGAUCUUGCAUUUUAUGGCGCUACUGGUGGACAAAUUCAUGACAACGGAGACCAACCAGAUGGUACCACCUGUCAAAAAGUUGAUCCUAAACUUGGAGUGAUUAUUGUUGAUGAUGGGGGCACUCCUAAAUCUGUGACAGCAGGCGAUGGAGACACCGGUAUCGAUAUGGCUUUGGGAAAAGUCACUGGGAAGAAGACUAAGAAGAUCGAAAUCGAGCAGCAGACUGACGUGGCCUACCAGUUUAAACAGAGCCAUUCCAUGGUCUUCAAAGCCUUCCUGUGUGUCUUAUUGUGUAUUGUCAUCAUACUAAUGUUUAUUANAGUUGACGCCAUUGCAUUUGAUAUUGAUGGUUUCUUGAACAACCAAUGCAGUAAUAGACGAAUGGUUCCACACAAAUAG
Lottia gigantea (owl limpet) is the source of this 1275-nucleotide messenger RNA. RefSeq lists its product as hypothetical. The record is from RefSeq and is a predicted model, not a curated record. Lineage: Eukaryota; Metazoa; Mollusca; Gastropoda; Lottiidae. Gene Ontology annotation, cellular component: membrane. Bases 1 to 1275 code for a protein of 424 amino acids. Gene Ontology annotation, biological process: transmembrane transport. The transcript has 2 exons.